GCCCCAGUUACCAAACAUGGCCCUAAUACGAUUUUUCCUGACCCCUCGUGCUCCCCGUGCUCGGCCCAGAAUACACUCCGGCCUCCGGGCAAACCAUCCAAGAGUCACCGGAGCUGAAAAGGUCAAAAAACACUACUAUGGCUGUUGAGGCCGAGAAGAAGCCUACAUUUUUUGUCGCUGUUCACGUAGGCGCUGGAUUCCACGCUCCGUCUAAUGAGAAAGCCCUCAGAUUGGCUAUGAAACGUGCAUGCCUCGCUGCCGCUUCCAUUCUCGGAAAGGGUCCCGGUGGAUGUAUAGAUGCUGUUACGGCAGCUGUGCAAGUGUUGGAGGAUGAUCCAAAUACAAAUGCUGGGCGAGGUUCAAAUUUGACUGAGGAGGGUAAUGUGGAAUGUGACGCAAGUAUAAUGGAUGGUGAUUCUGGAGCAUUCGGUGCUGUAGGAGCAGUGCCAGUUAAUUAUUGGCAGGUGUUAGAAAUGCCAUCCAGAUUGCUGCAUUAUUAGCCAAGGACCAGCUUUCCGGUUCAGCACUGCUGGGUCGUAUAUCCCCCAUGUUUUUGGUUGGUGAAGGUGCACGUGCAUGGGCAAAAUCUAAAGGUGUUGUUCUACCAGGAACAAUAAAAGAAGCCGAAAAGGUUUUAUUCCUUUUUGCAUUCAUAUCCAUAUGACUUUAUGCAUGUUUCCCAGGUAUGCUACUUACAUGGUAACUUGGUUGUUUCCAAACAUAGGCUCACGAACCAUGUGACUUCCUCUCUUCCAAAUAUUUGUUACUUUAGGCUCUGUUUAUUUCGAUGAAAAUAAUUUGUUUUGGAAUCUGUUUUGCGUGGAAAAUAGUUGCUCUAUUUAAAAUAUAAUGUUUGACCCACAAAAUUGUUUCAGGAAAGUUACUUACCAUUUUCAAGACAUGAAAACAUUUUCCACAAAGUAUCAAAGGAUCAGAGGGGGGGGGGGGUAUUUUAUGUUGCUAAACACUGAAAUUGUUUUUCGGAAAGAAAGUGUGCACUAUAAUCCAGAAAAUGUUUUCUUGGAAAGUAUUAUCAUGUGCCAAACAUAGGAAAUCAGGAAAUAUAUUCUAGGAAAAUAUUUUCCCAUUAGCAAAGGGAAUCUCUGAGUAAAUUUUGUUUCAGAAAAUCUGUCCUUUUUGUAACCGGGUGGAAUUAAUCCUUUUACUUUCAUUGAAGAAAAGUGUCUUUACUUUCAAUACUCUUUGGUAGUGGUCACUAUAUGCACAUCCUAUAUUGGUUGUAUACUAGGUAUGAGUUCAAUGGAUGUGAGGUAAACUUCACUUCUUGAAGAUUAAUUUGGGUGGCUUGUGAUUGAGAGGACCAGAAACCUGUGGAAAAAAUACAGAGGAAUGCUUGAUGAUGCUAGAGCUGGCAUUCCAAGCAAUGAUGUUUCUUCCACACUGAUCACUUCCAACCCUAUGAGAUUUGAUUCAGGUUCAGAGGCUCAAUUGCUUGAUGAAGUGAAUGGAAGCAGAAGUGGUGACCAAUCUCCCUUGGAAAAUGCUCUGGAUGAGAACUGGAUUAGUGACACCGUUGGAGUAAUUUGUGUGGACUCAGAAGGGCACAUUGCAUGUGGGGCCUCAAGUGGCGGAAUUGCUCUAAAGGUCAGUGGGAGAGUUGGUUUAGCAGCAACAUACGGUUCUGGUUGUUGGGCAUCCUCAAAGGGACCAUUUGGAGCACCCUUUAUAGUCGGUUGUUGUGUUAGUGGUGCUGGAGAGUACCUAAUGAAAGGAUUUGCUGCUAGGGAAUGUUGUAUAUCCUCAUCUAUAUCUGAAGCUGGACCAGCUUCUGCCUGCUCAAAGGUUAUUCGCUCUUUCAAUCAAGAAAACAGCAGUAAAUAUUGCGCUGAAAGAAGUGCUGGAGUUUUACUAGUUCAAGCUGAGGCUCCCCAAAGGGUUGAUAAUGGAAACUCGCCGUUUGUGGAAGCUGUUGAGAUCGCAGCUGUAUUUUCUACUUUGUCAUUUGGAAUUGGGUAUUUCGGAAGCUCAAUGGAAAAUCCCAAGGUUUCUAUCCUACGAAGCACAAUGAAACAGAGUAGAGCUGGGGUAGAUGAAUUUGCAGCGCGAAUUAAACUCCUGCCGUAAAUUCAUUUUUUACUCGUUCUGCUGGUUGAAAACUGGAAUUACUGUACUAUGCAAACAAAAUCUACUACAUUAGAUGUGCAACUCAACUCAUGCUGCAAGUAGUGGGGGCUCUAACGGUUAUUCCCCUUGGCCCAUUUUAUUUGUUGUAUAAUUUUAUUAAUAAAUGGUAUACAAUAAUGUCUGUUUACUUGAGUUAUAUAUACACCUAUCUUUGAACUUGUAUUAUCGUAACUUUUGAGAUAAUUUGAUAUUGUGAGACCAACUUAAGGGACAGUUAUACUUGAUUAC
Cuscuta epithymum is the source of this 2373-nucleotide messenger RNA. The record is from the annotation of a GenBank genome assembly. NCBI's taxonomy places the organism in Eukaryota, Viridiplantae, Streptophyta, Magnoliopsida, Solanales, Convolvulaceae.